GGCCAGCACUACUUAAGCUUUAAGAAGAAGUUUCAGAGACUUAAGGCGAUUUCUCAUCAUUUCAUCAACAAUGGCUACCUUAUCUCUGUAUGUUCUAGCUCUGUAUGUUCUUCCAAUCAUGGUUUCCGCAGAGUCUCACUCCUACAUUGUCCAUAUGGAUUCUUCCCUCAAGCCCAAACCCUUCUUAGAUCACCACAAUUGGUAUUUGGCCACCCUUUCCUCUCUGUCAGAGGGUGCUAAUGGUAAGAUGAAGCUGAUCCAUACCUACACUGAAGCAAUGCAAGGCUUCAGUGCAAUUCUCACCCUUUCUGAGCUUCAAGCCCUUACAAGCUCUCUUGGCUUCGUUUCCUAUUCUCGCAAUCGCCCUCUUAAACUUCUCACCACCCAUUCUCCUCAAUUCCUUGGUCUAACACCCAAGUCUGGUGCUUGGCCUGUUUCAAAUUAUGGUGAAGAUGUCAUAAUUGGGGUACUUGACAGCGGAAUUUGGCCCGAGAGUGAGAGCUUCAGCGACGAAGGAAUGACUCCAGUCCCAUCUAGGUGGAAAGGAAAAUGUGAAUCCGGCACCCAAUUCAACUCCUCCUACUGCAACAACAAACUCAUUGGAGCUCGGUUCUACAGCAAAGGUUAUAGGGCAGAGAAUCCCGACAAAAAAAUCUCGAUGAACUCGGCCCGCGACACUAAUGGACAUGGGACUCAUACUUCUGCCAUUGCUGCCGGUAAUUAUAUCAAGGGAGCGUCCUAUUUUGGCUACGCUUCUGGCACAGCUACAGGCAUGGCUCCAAGAGCUCGGCUAGCCAUUUACAAAGUUGGUUGGUACGAGGAAGUGUCUCCAUCUGAUCUCCUUGCAGGUGUAGACCAAGCAAUUCGAGAUGGGGUGGACAUAUUGUCACUUUCUUUGGGUUAUAGCUUAUUUAAUGACACGUAUUUGGGUGAUGACCCAGUUGCAGUCGCAACUUUUGCAGCUAUGAAGAAGGGGAUUUUUGUAGCAGCAGCAGCCGGGAACUAUGGGCCUGAAUAUUUUACCUUGAGUAAUGGAGCACCAUGGGCACUGAUUGUUGGAGCGGGAACUAUGGAUCGCAAGCUCGGUGGAAUUUUAAACCUGGGAAAUGGUAUGAAAAUCAGUUUCAUAUCCUUGUAUCCAGGUAUCUUCUCAAGAGAUACCCAAAUACCACUUGUUCUCAAUAAUGGUUGCCAAAGUACGAAGGAACUGAGGAAACUGAGAGGCAACAUUGUUGUUUGCAUCGCCAAUUCGAGCAUAGAUUUUCAAGUUCAGAAUGCCAAAUCUGCAAAGGUUAGAGCAGCCGUUUUCAUUACCAAUACCACAGUGUCAGAUGAAAACGACGGCAGCUUAUUUCCAGCAGCAUUUGUUGCUGAUCAAGAUGGCAAAAUGCUGAUAAACUACAUUAAGCGUAGUAGCCAUCCUAAAGGAGCUUUGGAAUUCAGAAAAACAUUUAUCGGUACGAAGCCAGCACCUAAGGUUGAUGUCUAUAGCUCUAGAGGGCCAUUUCCAAGCUGCCCCCAAAUUCUCAAACCAGACAUUUUAGCCCCUGGAACAUUAAUCUUGGCAUCAUGGUCCACAACUAGUUCAGUAUCUCUAGAUCCGUCACACUCUAUGUUUAGUAACUUCAAUCUUGCGACAGGGACUUCAAUGUCGGCACCUCAUGUGGCCGGUGUGGCUGCGCUUAUCAAAUCUGUGCAUCCUGAUUGGAGUCCUGCGGCUAUUAGAUCAGCUCUUAUGACCACAGCGAAUCCAUUAGACAACACUCACAGCCCUAUCAAAGACGCUUACGGAAACCUCAUUGCAAGCCCUUUAGCCAUUGGAGCAGGACACAUCAAUCCCAACAAGGCUCUUGAUCCAGGACUAGUCUAUGAUGCAGCAGCAGAUGACUACAUAAAGCUUCUAUGUGCAAUGAAUUACACAGCAAAGCAGAUACAAACUAUCACAGGGUCCAUUUACAGAUGUGCCAAUUGGUCCAAUACUGAGCUUAAUUACCCUUCUUUUAUUGCUUACUUUAAUAGUGAUGGUUCAAAUUCUGCUGCAAAUAUUGUCCAAGAGUUCAGGAGGACACUGACAAAUGUGGGAGAGGAACAGUCAUGUUAUAGUGUUAAUUUCACAGCCAUGCCAGGUUUUAAACUGAAGGUGGAGCCACAGAGGUUGACGUUCAAGAAGAAGUACGAAAAGCGAAGUUAUAAGCUGACUUUGGAAAGUCCAAAGUUCUUGAAAGAAGUUGUGGUUCAGGGCUCACUUAGUUGGGUGGAUGAUGGUGGAAAAUAUAAAGUGAGGAGUCCAAUAGUGGCCACAAACAUAGUGAUAGAUUCUCUGUUAAAGGCUUAACUAGUUGUAGCUAGCCUGUAGGUAAGCACGAGUUAAGGUAUCUGCGUCAUUCUCUAGCGUUGUUAGAACUUACAAGGUUGUACCUGGGAACAAGAAAGUAAGGUCAAAUAUGAUCAAAAUAAAAGGUUUGGUUAAACCAACGUUUCCUUGG
Messenger RNA from Rosa chinensis, 2486 nucleotides. Its product is annotated as subtilisin-like protease SBT1.9. The coding region runs from base 71 to 2335 and encodes 754 amino acids. Gene Ontology annotation, biological process: proteolysis. Lineage: Eukaryota; Viridiplantae; Streptophyta; Magnoliopsida; Rosales; Rosaceae. The record is from RefSeq and is a predicted model, not a curated record. Gene Ontology annotation, molecular function: serine-type endopeptidase activity. The transcript has a single exon.